This is a messenger RNA of Morchella sextelata, 1509 nucleotides long. RefSeq lists its product as uncharacterized. The transcript has 7 exons. The record is from RefSeq and is a predicted model, not a curated record. Bases 1 to 1509 code for a protein of 502 amino acids. Lineage: Eukaryota; Fungi; Ascomycota; Pezizomycetes; Pezizales; Morchellaceae.
AUGGAAUCGGAUCCUAAUCCUUCAGGUAGUAUCUGGCGUUCAUAUGACACUGAUAUAAAGACGUCUUCUACCGGCUUUGGACAUAUCUUUACGGACCAGCCGGUGCCAGAAAUACACCACAUAGGAAUGUGGGAACCACAAGAAACCCAGGAAAAGAACAGGUUCAUUGAUGAUGCUGAUUGGUUCCAGCCUCCCAGAGAAUCCAGCAUCUUAGUACAAUCCUACGGCAAAUUUUCACCUCCUUGCUAUCAUCAGGAGGAUCAAGAUUGGAGCUUUGAUACACAAUAUCCACUUGAUGUUGGAGAGCAACAGGGAGAAGAGGAAAUACAGGAUGAGAUGGUGGGUAUACGCACAGCAGCAGGGACGGGAACCCCUACGAGUUUACUAUCAGAUAAUAAAACACAACCAAACACCCCAGAGAGCAUAACGGCACCGCCAAAUUCACCCGAAUACGUCUCUACUAUCCCAACCCCAGCCGUUACCCCCUUUAAGUCCGGUACUCCCAGUUUCACAGCCGCAGCUCACCAAGCUGUUGUUGAUCUCUUCCCAGAGAUUGUGGACACCUGUAUCUUCAGAGUAAAACCAACACUCCCGGAAUCAGAAACUCAGAAUAUAUCAUCUAUCAUUCAGGCUUAUCCUACAGAGGAAAGCCAUGAAACCUACCACUCGUUACCCUUUUCUAACCCACGGGCCUCGAAACGAAAACGAAAUAGUGAUAUGUGCUCCAGAUUUAAUCAAACACCGUCCUCAAUUCCAUUCGUCCCCAUUGAAUCACCGGACAUCGAGGAUCCUCAAAGGAGAGAUAAGCUAUCGAUAUCACCACAUCCCACAGCUACGCAGCCCUCUUUUGCCGCCACCUACACUGUGGAUGCAUAUGAGCCACUCAAAAGCGGUCAUCUAUCACAACUAUCUUCCGAUCUAGUCAAUUUAGAUUUGAAAAAUUCAGAAUUCUCGCACGUAUUCGGAAUCCCGGAAGAAACCCCAAGCCCUAACAUUACAAUCUCCCCUCGUCACCUCUCUAAGCUCAAACUCCCCUCCACACCUCCACCAAAGAGCGUCUUCGAUCCUGAAGGGCUUGAAAAAUAUCACGACUUUUCUAGGUUUAUCUCAGAUCAAGAAUUAAUAGAUAGCGAUGAAGCGACCAUGUCCGACAAUGAUAUACCUUCGCCUUCACCAGCCUCGACCCCUACCUCCUUCAUCUCGAGACCGCUACCGGACUCAAAAGAGCUACUGAGGGAGCAAAAUCGGCUACUUCUGCGGUGGAGAUCCGAAGGUAUCAGCUAUCGUACCAUCAAGAAGAAACUUGGAAUCAAUGAAGCCGAGAGUACUCUCCGUGGAAGGCUAAGAACUUUAACGAAGCCCAAAAGCGAAAGGUUGAGGAAGCCACAAUGGACAGAAGAGGAUAUUGAACUACUCCUCGAGAUAGUUGAUCCAUCUAUUUUGGGUGUGAAAUGGAAGCAAGUAUCAGACACUAUAAGGGUAGGGCAAGCCCCCUAUUGGGAGAAUUGA